This is a messenger RNA of Salvia miltiorrhiza (redroot sage), 951 nucleotides long. RefSeq lists its product as uncharacterized. NCBI's taxonomy places the organism in Eukaryota, Viridiplantae, Streptophyta, Magnoliopsida, Lamiales, Lamiaceae. The transcript has a single exon. The record is from RefSeq and is a predicted model, not a curated record. Bases 1 to 951 code for a protein of 316 amino acids.
AUGGCUUUAUGGAAAACCUCAGAUGCGAUCCGUGUGGUGCCGCUAGGGAAAGGUUUCUUUUCGAUAAUUUUCGUGAACGAAUCUGAGCUUGCUACGGCAAAAUCUAGGGCUACUUGGAAAUUGAGCAAAGGUAUUAUUCGGAUCAGGGAAUGGGUUCCGGAUUUUGACUCGUACAAAGAAUCAUCUGCCCUCUCUCAAGUCUGGUUGAGAAUCUAUUAUCUUCCUCACGAGUACUGGCAUCCGGAAGUUAUAAUCGGCAUAGCCAGAUAUGUCGGUCUUCCUAUUAAACUUGAUGGUUUUGCGUUUGCUGGGCAUGUUGGUCACUUUGCUCGUGUUCUUGUCGACAUGGAUGUCUCUAAGCCUAUUCCCGAAACUCUCACGGUGGAUAAGGGGACUCGCUCUUUUGAGGUAGAGUUCGUCUAUGAAAAUUUGCCGCACUUCUGUGGUUAUUGCAAACUUGCAGGUCAUAAUAUUGCUCAAUGCCGCCGCAAGAAACAGCAGGAUAACAACACUGAGGCCACGAACCCUAAAAGCUUGGAUCAGCCUUCUUUCAAGUCCAAUCACAAUAAAACUAUGGGGAAAGAAUGGCAGAAAAAUAAAGAGAUCCCUAUUGGUAAUUCCUUCGAUGCUUUAUCGAAAGAGCUUACCGGAGCAGAGGACUUCAACGAGGGGACUCUUCUUGAGAAUGAGAGGACUUCCAUGAUCAGCGCUUCGGAACAUUUUAACCGCAAUCCCGCUGAGGAGUUUCGUCAUACAGAUGGGGCACAGAUUUCGCCCAAGCAUAAAGAAAGGUUGUCCGGACCUGAUUUACUUGCUGCCGCGUGCAGACCUGUUCCUGAUUCGAGCCUCGAACCACACAUAAUACUUGAAGAGGAAUUAACUAACAAGAGCGCCGAGACGGGUAAUUUUGCUGAUAAGGAGGUGGCCUUGGGAAACAUGAUGAAAGUAUAG